ACAUCAUACAUGCAUUGAUAUCUGUGAUAGAUCUUGUGAACCUAUCUUGUAAAUUUACAUAAUAAAAAUAAUUAAAAAAUCAAUUGAUUUUUUAAAUUAUAGCGUCAUUACAUAACAACAUGGCAGCAUUCAUAUGAACACGUGAUUGGUUAUUCUCGUACACAUUUGUCAGCUGUGCAAGUCAAAAUUUUAUAGGUUAAAUUCUGCAACUAGCGUCGAAUGUGUCACAAAAAUAUUACAUUGUUCGCAGUGAAGAAAAUAAAAUUUUGCAACUAGUGCCAGUGGCUAUUAAAAACAUUUGAGGAAUAAAUAUGUUAAAUAGCGUAAAACAUUCGUUGAGAUACAAUUCGAAUAAAUUUGGUUAUCAAUUGUUAGCAUACUUCUCGACAGAAACAACACUCAAGAGCAAUCUAAAGCAGCGAGAAUGCACACGGAAUGCACACCCGCACGCGUGCGGACAACCUACGUCCGCAACACAUCCUCACUUGAUCAAGCACGGCGACGUGCUUCCAGGUAUAUCGCUUCAGGAACUUAAGAGGAGACGUUCAAAAUUAGUAGAGAGUAUCAUGCUAACGACCAACGUCAAGAAUGUACACAGGCAGCAAAUAGUCGUCAUACCCGCGUCGUCCAAGGUCUACAUGUCGGACAAGAUACCAUAUGUGUUUCGACAGAACACAGACUUUUUAUAUUUCUCUGGGUGUCAGGAACCAGAUAGUAUCUUAGUACUCACAUGCAAGCAGGAUAAGUCAUCGUACACCAUAUUUGUGAGAACUAGAGAUGAACACUCUGAACUAUGGGAUGGCCCAAGAACCGGCGUUGAAAUGGCGACCGAGGUGUUCGGCACAGAUUACGCUCUACCAAUUGGAGAAUUGGAACAGUUUCUGACUUCACUCGUUCAAGAGGACAAAAGCAGCAUCAUAUGGUAUGAUCAUACUGAUGUUGUUCAACCAAUCUUGCAUAAGAAGCUGUGCCAAUUGAUCAAAUUGACGGAUAAUCAAAUAUUUGCUUCUCCCAAGAUCUUGUUUCAUCAAAUUCGCUUGAUCAAGAGUGCCUGCGAAAUCGAUUUAAUGCGAGAGAGCUGCAGAAUUGCCUCUGACGCUAUUGUAAAAACAAUUCAAUCUUCAAAGCCAGAGAUGAGCGAGCAUCAGUUGUUUGCCACUGUAGAUUACGAAUGCCGUAUGCGCGGAGCUGAAUAUUUGGCAUAUCCUCCCGUCGUAGCGGCAGGCAGGAACGCAAACGUAAUACAUUAUAUUACUAAUAAUCAAAUUAUACAAAGUGGCGACUUGGUCUUGAUGGAUGCAGGUUGCGAGUAUCACGGUUAUUCGUCCGAUAUAACGCGAACGUGGCCAAUUAGCGGAAAAUUUACGCCAGAGCAGAAAGUUCUUUAUGAAAUAGUACUCGACGUGCAAAAGAACUUGAUAGAGAGCCUGAAAGAAAUGCCGUCGUUGGACAACGCGUUUCGCCGCAUGUGUUUUCUUCUGGGAGAAAGAUUGCAAGAAAUCGGCCUGAUACCGAAAAACAUAGACGAGAAUAAAUUAUUAGCAGCCGCGUACUCGUACUGCCCGCAUCACGUCAGUCAUUAUUUAGGAAUGGAUGUGCAUGACACGGGAAAAAUAUCUAGAAGCAUAAGAAUACAACCUGGAAUGAUAAUAACAAUGGAACCUGGUGUGUACGUAAGUCCGAAAACUCCUUACGCACCGUCGCACUUUCACGGUUUAGGAAUCCGCAUAGAAGACGAUAUUUUAAUAACAGAAAACGGCCCAGAAGUCUUGACGAAAAACUGUCCGAAGGAGGUAGCGGAGAUUGAAGCUUUAUCAAGUUAAAAAUCAAGGAUCUAGUAAUUAAUACAAUUGUUCGAUGUACAUACAGUAGAUAUGUUGUAGAAUUAUUUUAUGCAACAUGGCUCUGUAUAUAUAGGUUUGUGUAUUAUAUAAUUAUAUUAUUUUAUUUAGUAUAAUUGAAAAUAAUAUAAUUGUACAGUACAUAGAAAGAGAUCUUCGAUAUUUUGCACUUCUUUUAUUUUAGGUGUAACAAACACAUUUUCUUAUAGAUACAUAUAAAGACAAAUUUUAUACUAUUCGAAAAUUGGUUUAAAUGGAAAUAUACGAAUAUUGCAUACUUGAAACCAGUAAAGUAUUACCAGAAUCAAUAACAGUAAAGUAUAUAUGAAAAGAGCUAACGUAAUCAUUGAUACUGUAAAAUUCGUAAAUCUAUGGCACAAUUAUACUGUUUUUAAUAACUGUAUCUUGAUUUACAUGGAUACAUAACAAAAAAUAUUAUGAAGAAAAAAUUAAAACCACGCUCUUUACAAAAUUUUUCAAAAAUAACAUUCGAAACGGAUUAAUACACUAAAAUAUGUAUUAAAAAUGUCGAGUUCUUUUCACGACUGUAUUGUGUUCUAUUUAUGUUAUGUAUACCAUAGCUUUUCAGUACUAGCAGUGAAUUUCGAAACGCAGUCGAUAUUAAUAACGUUUUGUUUUAACAAUGAAUUUAAUUGCAAUUUAUUGUUUUGUUAGCCGAAAC
Molecule: messenger RNA, 2523 nt
Organism: Solenopsis invicta (red fire ant)
Lineage: Eukaryota; Metazoa; Arthropoda; Insecta; Hymenoptera; Formicidae
Product: xaa-Pro aminopeptidase 3
Exons: 5
Coding region: 312-1823 (503 amino acids)
Cellular component (GO): mitochondrion
Molecular function (GO): manganese ion binding; metalloaminopeptidase activity
Source: RefSeq, a predicted model, not a curated record